AUGUGUGCAAAAUGCAAUGGACCUGACCCAGAUGAUUGUGAGAAGUGUGCUAGUUCCAGCUUUUUCCUGUAUAAUGGAGAAUGCUUUGGAAGAUGUCCACAAGGAUCCUUUGACAUGUCUGGAGACAAAUAUUGUCAAGAAUGUGACAGCACGUGUAAAUCUUGCCAUUCAUUUAAGACUUGUGACGAAUGUAAAGAUGGCUUAGUUAAAAACAGCCAAGGCCACUGUGUGUCAUAUAAGGAGUGUGACAUCCAUGAAUAUAAGGAUGAACAUAAAGGCUGCCUCCCUUGUCACAGGAAAUGCUCACGGUGUGCCGGAGCCAGCGAACACCAAUGUUUAAGCUGCAAAGACAGCUACUACCUUCUCAAAUGUGACAGCACGUGUAAAUCUUGCCAUUCAUUUAAGACUUGUGACGAAUGUAAAGAUGGCUUAGUUAAAAACAGCCAAGGCCACUGUGUGUCAUAUAAGGAGUGUGACAUCCAUGAAUAUAAGGAUGAACAUAAAGGCUGCCUCCCUUGUCACAGGAAAUGCUCACGGUGUGCCGGAGCCAGCGAACACCAAUGUUUAAGCUGCAAAGACAGCUACUACCUUCUCAAUUCUACGUGUGUGAGUAAAUGUCCUGAUGGCCACUACCAAGAAGAUGAAGAAAAGCGAUGUGUUCCCUGCCACAGUACCUGUAAGACUUGCAGUGGAAGACGAAGCAGCCAAUGCCUGUCCUGUAAAGAGGAAUGGUACUCUCUGGGUCAUAGCUGUGUACAACACUGCAUCUCAGGAUAUUAUGCUGAUAACACUACUGCCUCGUGUGAGAGAUGUCACAGAGUCUGCAAGGAAUGCCAAGGACCAGACUCAAAUGACUGCCUUGCCUGCUUUGAUAAGUUUUUCCUGAUGAAAACCAAAAACCAAUGUUACAGUUCAUGUCCUGAAUACUACUUUGAAGACCAUGCCCAAAAAGCUUGUGAAAGGUGCCACCCAACCUGCAGGAUGUGUAGAGGUUCAGGCGCCCUAUCAUGCACAUCAUGUGUGUCAAGUUACCAGCUGCAAGGGGGAAUUUGUAUAUCGGAGUGUUUUGCUGGAGAAUACAAGGGUACACAGGGACCAGAUGGAGAGUGUGAAAAAUGCCAUGAAAGCUGUAUAGAGUGUAAAGGACGUGGACCACUGAACUGUACUGUGUGCCCAGCAAGCUUUUUACUAUAUGUGAAUGAUGGGAGGUGUGUGCAAUGCUGCCAUUCCAAGCCCGAGGACUCCAGGGAAUGCUGUGACUGCAGUGAAAUACCAGAGGAAUGCAAGUUAAUAACCGAACUCUUGGUGGACAAUGAUGGACACAAGAAGACUGCUUUGUUUGUGGCCACAUCUAUUCUGGUGGUGCUUAGCAUUGGCGCAAUCAUAUUCUUUUGGCGCCGAGCCCGGGCAAAAGCUUCAACUGUCAUCAAAGGUGGAUAUGAAAAGCUGCCGGACCAAACAAAAUCCUUCCAAUCUUUCAAGAGCAACAGAGAAAGUACCUCCAGUUUUCAGCGGGAUCACGUGAUUGAGUAUCAUGAUCGCGAGGAGGAGGAAGAUGAUGAUGAUGAUGACGAAGAUAUAGUUUACAUGGGCCAAGAUGGGACAGUAUAUCGCAAGUUUAAAUAUGGACUCUUAGAAGAUGAUGACGACGAGGACUUAGAAUAUGAUGAUGAAAGUUAUUCAUUUAGAUAAUUAAUUGCAACACUCCACAUAGAAGAAAAAAAAAAAAGAAAGAAAAAAAAAACCAUGCAGCACUGGAGGCCUGUAGAGUGAAG
This is a messenger RNA of Nanorana parkeri, 1775 nucleotides long. RefSeq names its product proprotein convertase subtilisin/kexin type 5-like. The transcript is spliced from 8 exons. NCBI's taxonomy places the organism in Eukaryota, Metazoa, Chordata, Amphibia, Anura, Dicroglossidae. Bases 1 to 1692 code for a protein of 563 amino acids. The record is from RefSeq and is a predicted model, not a curated record.